UUGACCAAUUUGUGACACGCUCUCUGUCUCUCCCUCUCUCUCCCAUUUAGGUUUUUUUCCAUUUUCACAACAAUUUAUUCAACACGUCUUUCCUUUUUGCAUCUACAUGUUUAUAUUAUUUGGUUCCACAACACUUGGUUUUCUCUCUAUCAAUCUAUAGAGCGAAAAGAAAAAAUAUGAAGACAUCGCUGAAGAAAUUACGAGGAUUGGCUAAUCUUCGACAUGAUAAAAAAGAACGGAGGCUUCGCCAGCCAUCUGACGAGCUCGCUUUGGCUGCUCAGGAUAUGGAAGAAAUGAAAGAUUGCUACGAUAGGUUACUUUCUGCAGCUGCUGCAACUGCAAAUGGUGCAUAUGAAUUUUCCGAAUCAUUGCGAGAAAUGGGCGAUUGUCUUCUUGAGAAAACAGCACUGAAUGAUGAUGAAGAAAGCGGUAAGGUAUUGCUAAUGCUGGGUAAAAUGCAGUUUCAGCUUCAGAGACUUGUAGAUAACUAUCGGUCACAUAUUAUCAGGACAAUCGCAGUCCCCUCAGAAUCCCUUCUCAAUGAACUGCGCAUAGUUGAGGAGAUGAAGCUGCAAUGUGAUAACAAGAGAGAAGUUUAUGAGCAGACGGUGCAAAAAUACAGAGAUAAAGGCAGGAUAAAAGGCACUAAAGGAGAAUGUAUUUCAUCUCACCAGCUGAAAGUAGCUUAUGAAGAAUAUGAUGAGGGGGCCACUGUUUUUGUAUUCCGUAUGAAGUCCCUCAAGCAAGGACAAUCCCGCAGCCUUUUAACACAGGCAGCUCGACACCAUGCUGCUCAGUUGUCUUUCUUCAAGAAAGCCGUCAAGUCUCUUGAGGAGAUUGAGCCACAUGUCAAAUUGGUGACGGAACUGCAUCAUAUUGAUUAUCACUUCCAUGGGCUUGAAGAAGAUGAUGGAGAUGAUGCUGGCAAUGAGGAUGAUGAUGAAAAUGAUUACGACGAUGACUCUGAUGACGGAUCUGAAUCACUUGAUGAUGGUGAACUGAGUUUUGACUAUGGACAGAAUGACCAGGUUAAUCCAUCAACCCAUUUAAUGGAGUUGGAUAAGGUGGAUGUUACAGUUCCUGAAGCUGCUACAAAGGGUGCAUCAAAGGAAAAUCUCAAUAAGAGUUAUGGUGGAAACUCUUUUUCCUUCUUCAGGGAUGUUAACAGCACCAAGUCAGCACCACUUUUGUCUGGGAGGAAACAAGAUCCUGCUGAGGGGGGUGCCACACGAAUGACUUCGUCACUCUCAAACAAGUUUCAACCGUAUGUUUUACCCACACCAGUUGAGGCAAAAACUACAGAUUCAGUAAAAUCAUAUAGCGUACACCCUCAAACAAGGCGAACUGGCCAGACUGCUACUGUACUUCACUCAUGGCAUUCGUCCCCUUUGGAUCAGUUCAAACAUGAAAAGCUUGUGGCAGAUGAGAAGUUAUCUGGACCUAUCACCUCGAAUACACAAUCAGUUCUCACAGAGAGCAAUAAUUAUGCAAAAUCUGGUCCGUUGCCCCCUCCACUGUCAGAAGGCCUCUCAUCUUUGCAGCAUGAUUGGUCCAAUGCUAAAAAGGUCAAGAGACAAGCUUUUUCUGGUCCUUUGACUGCGAAGCCGUGGCCAAAGAAGCCUGCUGUUUCUGCUGGUAGUCCAAUUGCUUCAACUGGAUACCCUCAGCAUUUUUCUCUGCCUUUCUUGCAUACUUCAACGCCUGAACCUUCAUCGGCCCCUAAAUUAUCUUCACGUACUUCUCCUCCUCUCAUGUCAUCACCUAAAAUAAGUGAGUUACAUGAACUACCUAGACCACCAGCUAAUUUAGCCUCCAAAAGACCCCCACGUCAGAUUGCUCAUUCAGGACCUUUGGUGUCAAAAGUCCAGGAACUUUCUUCCACAAAUAAAGUGGCAGUGUCUUCAGCUGCUUCUACACUACCAACGCCUCCAGCUCUUCCUCGUAGUUACUCCAUACCAUCUAGGGGUCAGAUAGAAACAGCUUUCCAUGUUUCUAAGCCACUGGAAGAUAUGGCUUCACCUCCUUUAACGCCAAUAGCCUUCGGGAACAUCCAGCAUUCUCCCCCUGCUUCAUAGCCUCCAAACUAGCUAGUCAAAUUAAAGGUGUUACUACGGGAACAUCCAGCAUUCUCCCCCUGCUUCAUAGCCUCCAAACUAGCUAGUCAAAUUAAAGGUGUUACUAUGAGAGGUAACCAGUGAUUUUCUGACUUCCCAGAGGAGCUUAAUUGUUCUAUCAGUGCAACUCAGUUAGGGUGAAAGGCAACAUUUUGCUAGGGUAUCCUAAUGUGUACAGCAAUUGAGUCUUGUAUUGCUUCUGACAUAUAGUGGCAUUUUUGUUUUUGCCGUAAGUAUAUCUAUUUUGCUUUUCUCAUUAGAUGCAGGUUUCUUCACCUUGUAACUAUUUAAAGCUUCUAUAAGACCACAACAAGUGGCUUAGGUAGUUCUAUAUUAAAAUCUUUCUGUAAAUACCCCAAAAGUAACCUAUCCGUAGGGAGAAAGGAGUACAAAAUUAUGGAGAAUAUCAAAGUCCAUGGAAAGCAUGCAUUUUCGUUUA
Messenger RNA from Nicotiana attenuata, 2553 nucleotides. RefSeq lists its product as uncharacterized. The record is from RefSeq and is a predicted model, not a curated record. The transcript is spliced from 10 exons. The coding region runs from base 177 to 2075 and encodes 632 amino acids. Lineage: Eukaryota; Viridiplantae; Streptophyta; Magnoliopsida; Solanales; Solanaceae.